ACAUGUGGAGGAGGUAAGAAGAGGAUUGUUGCCGAGGACUCAUUGAGCUGUCAGAGAUAACGCCGCUCAGCGACUCUUACCUACCUGGACUUUCACUGCCAUGGACUAAACCCGCUGUGGAAAUGAUCCCGUGCUGACCCACUUCCUCUCGCCUUUCUUCCUCCCGCUCUACCGCGUUCUCUCAUUCCUGCCAGGUGAAUCAAAGUGGAGAAACCAUGUCGGACAAAAUGUCUAGUUUCCUCCACAUUGGUGACAUUUGUUCCCUGUAUGCAGAGGGCUCCACCAGUGGAUUUAUCAGCACUUUGGGGCUUGUGGAUGACCGUUGUGUUGUUCAGCCAGAUGCAGGGGACCUCAAUAAUCCACCCAAGAAGUUCAGAGACUGCCUUUUCAAGCUGUGUCCCAUGAACAGAUAUUCAGCACAGAAGCAGUUCGGGAAAGCAGCAAAACCAGGAGGCAACAGUACUACGGACACAGUGCUGCUCAAUAAACUUCAUCAUGCUGCAGACCUUGAGAAGAAGCAGAAUGAGUCUGAAAACCGCAAGCUGCUGGGAACUGUCAUCCAGUAUGGAAAUGUGAUUCAGGUGUGUUGCUACUGA
Cyprinodon tularosa is the source of this 596-nucleotide messenger RNA. RefSeq names its product inositol 1,4,5-trisphosphate receptor type 1-like. NCBI's taxonomy places the organism in Eukaryota, Metazoa, Chordata, Actinopteri, Cyprinodontiformes, Cyprinodontidae. The record is from RefSeq and is a predicted model, not a curated record. Bases 216 to 596 code for a protein of 126 amino acids. Gene Ontology annotation, cellular component: endoplasmic reticulum membrane; sarcoplasmic reticulum; secretory granule membrane. Gene Ontology annotation, molecular function: inositol 1,4,5-trisphosphate-gated calcium channel activity; phosphatidylinositol binding; inositol 1,4,5 trisphosphate binding. The transcript is spliced from 5 exons. Gene Ontology annotation, biological process: calcium ion transport.